AUGGAAGAACCAGGAACGAAAAUACCUGUGCUUUGUCUAGGUCCAAAAGGUUCAGGAAAAACGACUUUAUUAAAGAAACUGCAGGACGUUGAUAGUGUUGACAAUACCUUUAGUCCAGUGCCUACUAUUGGGACUAAUCUUUAUGAUAUUGGUUACUUAAAUAAACAAGGGAAAAAACAAAUGAUUUCAAUACGAGAGAUUGGAGGGGAGAUGGCGCCACUGUGGCAUAAUUAUUUGGACGGAAUUGAAAAAGUGAUCUAUGUGGUUGACACAUCGAAUUUGUGUCAAAUAUCAGGAGCUGCGGUCUUGCUCUUUACUUUGUUGGCUGAACCAAGAUUAAAGAAUGCCAAGUUCAUCCUAGUUCUUAGCAAGAUGGACGCAGCCUACAGACAGAUGCGCAAUGAGGCCCUGCUCAUGCUACAGUUUGCACGACUUAGCACAGAGCUCGGGAACGCGCCCGAAUUGCUAGAAGCAUCGCCACUCACUGGUGAAGGCAUCGACAAGUUAAGGACCUUUAUCUCAAUGUAA
Messenger RNA from Arctia plantaginis, 528 nucleotides. NCBI's taxonomy places the organism in Eukaryota, Metazoa, Arthropoda, Insecta, Lepidoptera, Erebidae. The record is from the annotation of a GenBank genome assembly.